AUGGAUUUCCCAAGCAGGCCGCUGUCUCAGCUGCUGGGGUCGAGCGGCCCCGUCCACGCUGUUAGCUACUCGGCCUCCCCGGGGACCUACAUCCUCACCGGAUCGGCCGACCGCUCCAUCCGGCUGUACAACCCCAGCACAACAACGGCACCACCACCGCUGCCCGAGGGCCGGUUGAUCCAGACGUACGCGGCGCACGGGUACGAGGUGCUUGCGCUGGCGGUGGCGGGCGACAACGCGCGGUUCGCGUCGGCGGGCGGCGACCGGGCCGUGUUCCUGUGGGACGUGGCGACAGCGCAGACGACGCGGCGCUUCGGCGGCGCGAGCGGCCACGGCGGCCGCGUCAACGCCGUGGCGUUCGGUGGCGCGGGUGACAGCCUGGUCGUCAGCGGGGGGCUCGACACGACGGUGCGCGUGUGGGACACGCGGUCCGGCGGCGGCAGUUUCGGUGGUAAACCGGUGCAGAUCCUCACGGACGCCAAGGACGCCGUGGCGGCCGUCGCGGUGAGCGGGGCCGAGAUCGUCGCCGGCAGCGUCGACGGGUGCGUGCGGUCGUACGACGUGCGCAUGGGCCGGCUGGUGGUCGACGUGCUGCCCGCGAGUGUUGCGAGUCUGUGCCUCGCGCGCGACGCCAAGACGGUGCUCGUCGGCGCGCUGGAUAGCAAGCUGCGCCUGCUCGACCGCGCCACGGGCGCCUGCCUGCGCACGUACGCGCACCCGGCGCGCCGCAACGACGAGCUGCGCGUCCAGGCCGUGCUGGGUGGCAAGGAGCGCUUCGUCGUCGCCGGUGACGAGAUGACGGCGACAACCGCCGAUACUACUGCCCCUACAGCUGAAGCAGCCGGCCGCAUCUGGGCGUGGGACCUGCUGACGGGCAAGGUAGUGGCGCAGCUAGCGGUGCCGUGGGGGGGUGGCGGCGAUGGCAACGAGGGCCGGCGGCGCGUGGUUGUGGGGCGCGACGGCAAGGAGAAGGAGCGCAGGAACGUGGUGACGUGCCUGGCGUGGAAGGAGGGCGGGUUCGGCAGCCAGUUCUGCGCCGGCGGGACGUCGGGCGUGGUCACCGUGUUUGGGGAGGGCUGA
Messenger RNA from Lasiosphaeria miniovina, 1080 nucleotides. RefSeq names its product WD40-repeat-containing domain protein. The transcript has 4 exons. NCBI's taxonomy places the organism in Eukaryota, Fungi, Ascomycota, Sordariomycetes, Sordariales, Lasiosphaeriaceae. Gene Ontology annotation, biological process: mRNA splicing, via spliceosome. Gene Ontology annotation, molecular function: protein binding. Bases 1 to 1080 code for a protein of 359 amino acids. The record is from RefSeq and is a predicted model, not a curated record. Gene Ontology annotation, cellular component: catalytic step 2 spliceosome.